AUGACGAUGAUGAGUGAUCUUUCGCAGGAUUUGUUAGAGGAGAUAUUGUCUAGGGUUCCGAGAACUUCUCUAGGAGCAGUACGAUCCACUUGCAAACGGUGGAACACUUUAUUCAAAGAUCGAAUUCUAUGUAAAGCAGAAGAAACAAGGGAUCAGUUUCGGUUCAUAAUGAAGAAGUAUAAGCUUUGUUCAAUGAGGUUUGAUCUCAACGGAACCUUAAACGAAGAUGGAGGUACCGAAUUCGUGGAUCCAUCUAUAAAGGAGUUAGGUCAUUUUUUUAAUCAAGUCAAGAUAUCUAAAGUUUUUCAAUGCGACGGGUUAUUGUUGUGCGUGACCAAAGAGGACAACAUUAGGCUCGUGGUAUGGAAUCCUUAUUUGGGUCAAAUCAGGUGGAUCGAAUCCGGUAACACUAAUUACCGCCUAUUCGACAGGUAUGCUAUCGGAUACGACAAUAACCGUAAACACAAAAUCUUGAGGUUUCUGGAAUAUUACAACUUUAACAUGAAGCACAGAUUUCUUGAGUACGAAAUCUACGAUUUUAGCUCUAAUUCAUGGAGGGUUCUUGAUAUCGCUCCCCGUUGGGAAAUAGAGUCUUAUCAACGUGGAGCGUCUUUGAAAGGAAACACUUACUUUAUUGCCAAGGAAAAAAUAGAAUACGAAGAGGAUGGAGAGUUUCCAGAGCCGGCAGAUAAUUUACUCUGUUUUGAUUUUACGACGGAGAGCUUUGGACAGUUUCUUCCUCUGCCGUUUCAGCACUAUCUUUACGAUGUUGGAGCUCUCUCUUCUCUUGGAGAUGAGAAACUUGCGGCGUUAUUUCAGUGCGGGGAUACCGAUUUAUCAGAGGUGGAGAUUUGGGUUACAACUUUGACUGAGACCAAUACAGUGUCAUGGAAUCCUUUCUUAAAAGUUGAUAUGGAACCACACUACGGUCGUAGUUUUAUGUUUGACUAUUACGGUGGCAGUUUCUUCAUUGACGAGGAGAAGAAACUCGCUGUUGUUUUUCAGUUUGACGAAUCUGGAAUGACCCGCUACGAGGACGCAACUUACAUCAUUGGAGAGAAUGGCUACGUUAAAAAAGUGCGUCUUGGAGAAGCUCCUGCGAAUCAAGGAGGAUAUUGUUUCCCAUCUGUGUGUUUUAGCUCUUAUGUUCCAAGUUUAGUACAGAUCAACCAAAUUGUAGGAUUCAAAAAAGAAAGAGAAGAAGAGUAA
Arabidopsis thaliana (thale cress) is the source of this 1209-nucleotide messenger RNA. RefSeq names its product F-box and associated interaction domains-containing protein. The transcript has a single exon. Bases 1 to 1209 code for a protein of 402 amino acids. The record is from RefSeq and is marked reviewed. NCBI's taxonomy places the organism in Eukaryota, Viridiplantae, Streptophyta, Magnoliopsida, Brassicales, Brassicaceae.